AUGAAUAGAGAGGCGCGGAAGACGCGCAGUAGCGCACGGAGCGCGUUUGAUGGAGCGUCAUCGGGAGACGCAGAGGAUAUGGACGGUGAAGAUGAUGCUCACAGCAGACCUUCAUCAGUGCUGUGGGAAAGACACAUCGAGCAGAGUAUAUUUGUGGAUAUCAGCGAUGAUGACAGCCUGCAUUUCAGUGACAUGCAGGGCGCCUUAACUGUUCACCUCUCACAGGCCUCUGGUGUAUCCGAGAGCCCACAACUCACUGAUGAUGCAGAGCUGUCAGAGUCAUGUGAGACUGAAGAGGGCUCUUCAGAGAGUGUUGAAUCAGUUAGUAGUGAAUGCACAGAACAUUCAAAAACCAGAAACAGGAAGGGAAACAUACCCAAGGCAUCAGUACAGAAAACCACCCCUGCAGUGAAGCCAGACAUUGGAACACAUGAGAAUGAUGCUGUCAACACCAGUGAUGAAGAACAUGAAGAGCUCCCAUAUGAUGGUGCACACAGCAACUACAAAACAGAGAAGAAUUUAAAAGCAUCUCCAUGUGAAACGGUUACUGAGAUGCCUAGUCAGAAUUUCUGUACACUUGAUAAGUUAAGUAUGCCAUUUGUUAAUGCAGAACAAACAGAGGCUUGCCAAUCUAAUCUUACUCACGGUCUUCUAUCCAAUCAUAAAGCAAUAAAGGAUGUGACUCUGCCUGUAGCCACACCUGUUCAACCUGCAGACCACAUCAAUGACUUCCUGCUCAGACACUUCUCCAAGGAGGAGCUGCUUAACUCAAGCAGGAUCAUUGAAGCGGAGACCCUACCAGAGAUGUCUUUGAUGGACAGCAUUGAUGAAACCGUGCGGAGUAGAGCUUCUCAGGCUGCACAGAUCUUCGUAGGAGAGAAGGAGAAGAUUCAGGAUGUGAUGGAGGAGCCUGAUCCAAGCAUUGCUGAAAGCCAUAGAUUGGCUGAACUAAAUGUUUCAAAUGAGUCAAGCUCAUCUAAGGAACCUGGGUCGACUUGCAUCAGUGAUGCUGCAUCUGCUGGGGAUGACGAUGAUAAUAAAGAGUGUCCUAAGCAGAACUGCAGUGCUAACUCUUUAGAUCUGUCUAAAGCAGAUGCACAAAAGCCUAAGUGCUCCUUCAGCAGGACCAGGUCCUAUAGUGAGCUGAAAUACGGGCAGGGAAAGGUGCAUUACCCACUACCUGACUUCUCUAAAGUGGCACCUAAAGUCAAAAUACCUAAAGGUAAUGCAAGCAUUAAACCCAUCAGCCAGUCACCAGCUAUGGUCCGAGCCCAGUCGUCCCCAGGCAUUCUGGGUAAAUCAGCCUCCUCUUGUAAACCAACAGCAGAUAUCAUCAGCAGGGUUUUAGAGGACUCCAUCAUGCCACCAGAGAAUGUGUUCACAGACAAGGAAGUAGCAAAUCAGUUACAGGUUGAAUAUGACAGACUGCUCGCUAAAUAUACAGAAGCUGAAAACCUAAUCGGUCAGCAGAUUCAUGCUUCCAGUGAGCCCUCUGUGACCAUCGACUGGAAUGAUGCAACUAGCAACAAUGAAAACACCAAACUGACAGCAACUAACCCACAAGCACCAGCCACAGGUCCAAGCGAGAAGCAGUUUAGCCUGCAGAACUCUCAACCCGUGGAGACUGAAUCACACAGCCUGACAGACGGAGAGAGACUGACCUCUGAGCUCAGAGACAUCAUCAGAUCAUUUAUGCAGAAGGUGGAUGAAUUCAAAACAUGUGCCACCACCAUGUCAAUGAAUGUAGAGGAGCAACAGAUGGUGCUAAAGAGCAUGAUGGAGGCCCAGGAUCAGCUGGAGAGGAAUUACCUCACAAAGAGGGAGGAGCAUCGUGCUCUGGAGAUGCAGAACUACAUGGGUUUAACCAGAAACACAGGAGAGUUUGACCCUGACAGGGAGGUCGAGGGCCAGAUUUUCAGGAUAGGCAUGCACCUGGAGGACAUUAAAGAGCAGAUUGAAAGAAAUGUGUGCCAUGUCUUCUAUCCUCCUUCAUCUUCCACUCCCUCUCCUCCACCUUGUGAAGAUAUCUCUGUCUCAUCAUCCCAUCCAUCACUGCAUGAGGAGUCAGUCUUCAGCAUCUCCCCUGUUAGACACAACAUUGAGGACAACGAUGAUGAAGAGACCAAUGAAGAUCACACAGCUGAUGGGCUUUUUCCCAGGGGAACAGAAAACAGCUUCUAUCUACAGUAUUCCACCUUCUCCACUGAAACGGCUGGCACUGCCAAUGAGGAACAGGAGAACAGACUGACAACAGGAGAGAACCAACACUACGAGGACGUCCUGGCACAAGCAUCCUCCUCAACUUUAUUAAAGCAGCUGACACAUGAUAGGUAUGAAGAGAAGAUCAGACAUAGUGAAGCCUACUUCACUUCUGUAGGACCGUCUCCUUGGAACUCUCCUCAGCCAACCACAGAUAAAACACAGAGCUUUUUCAGUCCAGAAACUGACAGUGGCUUUGGCAGUUUUGACCUAAGCCGGCCAAGCACAGGACUGUUCCAAACACCUUCUAGUGCUGUGAGUUCUGCGCUCUCUGACGAUGUCAACAGCAUAACGAAUACCAGUGGUUCAGACAGUGAAGCCUCCCACUCCAAUGUGCGAACAACUAUAUCAGCGCCACCACAACCAGUGCAGCCCACAGUGAACCACCUGGAAUAUGAACAGAUAGUUACACAUGUCAUGGAAGCAAGAAGCAUUACCCAGAAUGCACCUGUUAGAGCUCCAAAAGAAGAUGACACAUCAGUAGGUGGCGCCAUUGCCAUGCAUAACCAGGUGACUGAAGGAAUAGGGGAAGAUCAGCUGGGAAAGAGCCAUUCUGCAAAUGAGACGCACUCAGCAUCACACUGCUCAUGCCACAAUAGUGAGGUUAUCCUCGCACUGCAGUAUGAGGUUUCGCGUCUCAAGAGGGCGCUAGAGGAAAGCCUUGGUCACCUGCUUCAUGAGAGCAAGAAGACUGAUUAUCCGAAUGGCAGGUAUCCAUUGGAGAGGAAGCACAAGGGACAGACCCGUAGCCAGAACAGAGGUGCCUCAAGCAGAUGUGUGAAGACAGACUCAAACCUUCAGACGAUUGAGGACUGGAUCUCUUCUGAUAUGGAGCUCAGCAAGAGCAAAGUCACUGACGGUGAGGAUUCAGAUCACACCAUGAGUUUACAGAGAGCCUUCAGUCCAUCUCACGGACUAAUACGCACCCGAUUCAGUGCUGACAAGAGGUCACAUGACUCCAGAACCUCAUCCAAAGCCUCAGUAGAGAGCUUUCCUUUGGACACAUCUCAGUUUAGCCAGUCUGGUAGCCAUCAGAGAGCCAGCAUUGGGCCAACAAUCCCCAGCACUGACACUAAGAGAACCAACAAAAGUGUCAGCUAUAGACCUGCAAUGGGAAACUUGGAGAACAUCUUCUUAAACAGCACAAAACUUGCCCCUCCUAUUCCUGCUCAUCCUUCCCAUAAGCCUCUGCUGCAGGUCAACUAUGGCUCCUCCUGCAGUCUGCCUGCUGGAUUUAAAGUGCGAGAUCAAGCAUCAGAACCAGUGUCCACUAGGAAGCGCUCAACUCAAUCUGACUCAGCACUGCUUCCCAGUAAUGUUUUCUUUCAACGGACCUCACCGAGGACCAGUGGAAGACGACACCGCACCAGCAGAGAGGAAUCAAUACACAAGACAUUGGACAAGGCCUUGCAGGCAGCUUUUCUAAUGAAGCAGACCACAGACAGGAUGGCAGACGCUCUCUCUGCUGACCUGGCCAAAGCUCAGCUCCAGAGGAAGUUACUGGGCCUACAUCCUCUCAGCAGCAGAGCAGGCAGAGUUCUGACCUUUAUUGAGGACUGGAUCUCUUCUGAUAUGGAGCUCAGCAAGAGCAAAGUCACUGACGGUGAGGAUUCAGAUCACACCAUGAGUUUACAGAGAGCCUUCAGUCCAUCUCACGGACUAAUACGCACCCGAUUCAGUGCUGACAAGAGGUCACAUGACUCCAGAACCUCAUCCAAAGCCUCAGUAGAGAGCUUUCCUUUGGACACAUCUCAGUUUAGCCAGUCUGGUAGCCAUCAGAGAGCCAGCAUUGGGCCAACAAUCCCCAGCACUGACACUAAGAGAACCAACAAAAGUGUCAGCUAUAGACCUGCAAUGGGAAACUUGGAGAACAUCUUCUUAAACAGCACAAAACUUGCCCCUCCUAUUCCUGCUCAUCCUUCCCAUAAGCCUCUGCUGCAGGUCAACUAUGGCUCCUCCUGCAGUCUGCCUGCUGGAUUUAAAGUGCGAGAUCAAGCAUCAGAACCAGUGUCCACUAGGAAGCGCUCAACUCAAUCUGACUCAGCACUGCUUCCCAGUAAUGUUUUCUUUCAACGGACCUCACCGAGGACCAGUGGAAGACGACACCGCACCAGCAGAGAGGAAUCAAUACAUAAGACAUUGGACAAGGCCUUGCAGGCAGCUUUUCUAAUGAAGCAGACCACAGACAGGAUGGCAGACGCUCUCUCUGCUGACCUGGCCAAAGCUCAGCUCCAGAGGAAGUUACUGGGCCUACAUCCUCUCAGCAGCAGAGCAGGCAGUUAG
Molecule: messenger RNA, 4542 nt
Organism: Sinocyclocheilus rhinocerous
Lineage: Eukaryota; Metazoa; Chordata; Actinopteri; Cypriniformes; Cyprinidae
Product: AT-hook-containing transcription factor-like
Exons: 26
Coding region: 1-4542 (1513 amino acids)
Source: RefSeq, a predicted model, not a curated record